AUGGUGUUCUACUUCACGCCGCGCGGCGCCACCAAGGAGAAUGGAAUGCUGAUCUACAUGGGCAAGGACAAGUACGAGAACGAGGAGCUGAUCAGAUAUGCCUUCGACGAGGACGUCUGGUUCCACGUGGACAACCUGUCGUCUGCCCACGUGUACCUGCGGCUGCCGCGCGGCAUGUCCAUCGACGACAUCCCGGAGGACACGCUGGAGGACUGCUGCCAACUGGUCAAGGAGAACAGCAUCCAGGGGUGCAAGCAGGACAACGUUCCGAUCAUCUACACCCCGUGGAAGAACCUGCGGAAACAGAAGAGCAUGGAAGUCGGCCAGGUCGGGUACCACUCGCAGAAGGAGGUGCGCAAGACGACCGUCGCGAAGAAGGACAAGAUCAUCCUGAAGCGUCUGGAGAAGACACGCGAAGAGCGGCACAAUGACGCGCGGGAGCUGGCGGAGGAGCGCGAGCGCUACGACAAGCUCCUCAAGGGGGAGCGCAAGGCGCUCGCGAAGAAGCUCGAGGACGAGCGCAAGGUGGCGGCGGCGGAGAGCCGCGCGCAGAAGGAGCUGCGGGAGUACAAGACGAUCCUCGCGGAGGACGCGCUCGAGGAACAUAAGGCCGAGAUGGAAAAGUACAAGGGAAACUUCAAUGCCUACGAGGACGACUUCAUGUGA
Pedinophyceae sp. YPF-701 is the source of this 666-nucleotide messenger RNA. The record is from the annotation of a GenBank genome assembly. NCBI's taxonomy places the organism in Eukaryota, Viridiplantae, Chlorophyta, Pedinophyceae.